AUGGAGACAAUCGAGAGUUCAUCGGUGUUGCUAGGUGCGAAUCCCCUGCUUACUCAGGCGUCUAAAACUGAAUCGGUUCAACGGUUUUCGCCUAAUUCGGCUUUUGAGGCCUCUGCAGUAUUCUCCUCUGGCAAACGGCUGAGCACUUCGAGCCCUGACUCAAGUCCCCUGAGUUCUGCUUCCAAUCAGAAGAAGAACCGCCUUGAAGGCGACUUACCUCCGCCGCCUUCUUCUCAAAGCUCCCCGAAGAGGUAUUCAAACCUACCGCCUACAAACAACACCGCCUGCCCACAAAGUCCCACCUAUGAAGGCACAUAUCCGCUUCCCAGCGUCCUCAGAGGGGCAUCGUUACACGAUUUUCCAAAAGUGCCAGGACUUCUUCCCUAUAACUCCGACUUCAGUCGAGUACUAUUCUCCAAUAUUCUAGCUGCUCUAAGUUCCGGUGGAUUGUUGAACACUGGUUCGUUUGCCGUUCCCCCGCCUCCACAGACAACUUCCGACUACCCAGUGUCAUCACUCCUUCCAGGUGGUAUGCCUCCGCCUGGAACUAAGAAUGGCCUGGCUGCAGACGCCUCCAGUGCAACCAAAAAGUCUGGAGGGAGUCCAAAGAAGACCUCGCAUGCGAUUCGCGACAUUCUCGGAGAUUCUUCCCCUGGGAGCGAUGGAGACGAGGAGGAGGAAGCUCUUGAAAAGAGCAAAAUGGACUACAGGUCCCAGUCGUCCCCUUCAACUUCACCCCCUACCGAGCAUCCGCUUCCGUCGAGCUACCUGAAGGCGGAAGCUAAAGGUAACGAGGAGCCACAGAGUCAACCGACGACACCAACACAAAAUGACACGGUCAAAAAGACUGCAGCGAAUUAUUCCGAAUUCGAAUACAAUCAACUCUUCCGUGGUGGUGCCCCAGCUCCAACGAAAAAUCUCCUUGAUAUUGAUGCACUCCAGUUCUUCACUUCCCUGCGUCAACACUGGCAGAGGGAGACAGUUUUGGAGUCAAUGAAAAUGGCCGCUUCCGUUGCUACCACCGUGGAUCCCAAACAGGCCCCUCUUCUUUGGCCGCCUACCCUACCGGUGACGGAUCUCGAAAUGGAUACCGUUUUCCAGCCAGGAGAACAGACUGGCCGACACAACUAUACCAAUGCCAGUCCCCCAUUAGGAAUGCCGUUCUCUGUAUGCCAGAAUGAAAUGGAUGCAACCUCCACCAAAACAGCCUUUUCGGUAGCCUCCGGACAUCCGAACACCUGUAGGGCUGCCAACCUAUCACCCACAACAGCCUACCUUUCGCAGAAGAGCCAUCCUCAUCAGAACGCCAGCUCUCCAAUCUCGAGUUUUCCAGGCCUCUGUAUGAAUUCAGGCUUCCCGUGGAUGAGACAUUCCGUGAUCCAACCGCUUCGGCGUAUAUCUCAGCUGAAGUACACGCCCAACCACAUGCAUCCGCUGAUGAUGAUGUCAGUAAACGGAAGCGAUUCGGCCGUUCCGUGUACCGUUGAUUGA
Messenger RNA from Dibothriocephalus latus, 1491 nucleotides. The record is from the annotation of a GenBank genome assembly. Lineage: Eukaryota; Metazoa; Platyhelminthes; Cestoda; Diphyllobothriidea; Diphyllobothriidae.